Messenger RNA from Homarus americanus (American lobster), 528 nucleotides. RefSeq names its product extensin-1-like. Lineage: Eukaryota; Metazoa; Arthropoda; Malacostraca; Decapoda; Nephropidae. The coding region runs from base 1 to 528 and encodes 175 amino acids. The transcript has a single exon. The record is from RefSeq and is a predicted model, not a curated record.
AUGUGUACCAAUCCUCAUGUGUUCCAGUCGAUGUGUGCACCAGUCCCCAUGUGUACCAGUCCUCAUGUGUGCCAGUCGACGUGUGGACCAGUACUCAUGUUUACCGGUCCCCAUGUGCACCAGUCCUCAUGUGUACCAUUCCCCAUGUUGCCAGUCCUCAUGUGUACCAGUCCUCAUGUGUACCAGUCUUCAUGUGUACCAGUCCUCAUGUGUACCAGUCCUCAUGUGUACCAGUCCUCAUGUUUGCCAGUCCCCAUGUGCACCAGUCCUCAUGUGUACCAGUCCUCAUGUGUACCAGUCCUCAUGUGUACAAGUCCUCAUGUGCACCUGUCCUCAUGUGCACCAGUCCUCAUGUGCACCAGUCCUCAUGUGUACCAGACCUCGUGUGUACCAGUCGAUGUGUGCACCAGUACUCAUGUUUACCGGUCCCCAUGUGUACCAGUCCUCAUGUGUACCAGUCGAUGUGCACCAGUACUCAUAUUUUACGGUCCACAUGUGUCCAGUCCUCAUGUGUACCAGUCGGCGUGA